CUACCAUAGCCGCUGUUUGUCCCCAUUUCGAUCGCUUGCUGGAGGUGAAGGGAAGGUCGACAUAAUUCUUUCACGCCAACUUGCCCAACCUUUUAACUGUUAUCGCGCCGUUCACGGAAUGAGCAAUGACGUCGCCGACGACAGCUAGGCCGAGACUUCGACGCAUGGAACCGCCACCUUGAUCACUUGGAUGGCAAGUCAAAAUCAACCAGCAACGACGCUAUGAUUCAAAACUUUACAAUAACGGCAAUGGCCAAGUCUGUUAGCCACUCCGCACCACCCCGGGCGCCAGCAUACGCCCGUGGGUUGGCCGUGAGUGGUUGUAGGCCAUGCUUCCUCAGUAGCACGCGUUCAGCACGCAACAGCGUCGUCCAUUCUGGCAUGGCCCACGUCGCACACGAGAGGCCAAACUUUCGGAUCCGCGGGUAUGCGGUUGCGCCACACUCGCUUGAGUCAGAGCUCAAUCGUAGGCAUCAGUCCGAGCUCCAACAUGACGAUGCCACGAACACCCAGAUGCUGGCCUCUCUUGGGGAAAGCUCGUUUACCGAUCCUAUAUCCGACUUCUUGCAGCAUCGCGAGCACGGAUCCGAAUUUAUGGCUUCCUAUUCUGAGCAGCAAAUCGAAGAGCUUUUCAGGUCCGCGACGCAUCAGCGCCUCGCUUCUGUCACCGUCGCACUACUCGACGCGAUGAGUCGGCACUCCGUCGACCUCUCCUCACCGAGUAUCGCAGCAGGCUCUUCUCUCCGAACAGCAGCAGGUCUGACCGGCUUGCUCAAAGGUCUUCAAGAUCUCGCGGCCCAAGCAGACACGAAGGGUCUCGUCUCUUCCGCUGCUGGAGCCGAGGGCCAGCUGCUCUCCUCUUUCCUGCAGCCAGCACUCAUAGCUCAGACAUUCGAGACCCUCCUUGGCAAGCGUCCGGACGGUGUCUUUGCUCAUCAGCUGCCAGAAGUAUACGAGGCAGCCUCAGCUCUGCGUCUCGCAGUAGGGCUCGCCGAGACACACGCACCUGAGCUUGCCGAGAUCGUAUCGCUACUUGUGCAUCGCGCAUGCGGCCACGACCUGGGCGGCCAAACAACCGCCGCAGCAGGAACGCCUUGGAAGCUCAAUAGUUGGUUGUCUGCCGAAGCUGUCUGCUCGUUGACCUCUUUCUUCGCUGGCAUGGACCCAUCGACACUUCUAACGCCAACAUUUCGAGAUGGAAAGGUGGUGUAUUGCUCUCGCAGGGACGCGUGCAUCUCUAUCAUCAGAGCUGUCGACGAGGGCCCGAUAGACCUUAAUCACGCUCUUCGACUUGCCAGCGUGGACGGUGACAGAUUUAUACGCCAGUCAUCUCGCAGUGCAACACAGAACGAGGAAGAGGAGGAGAGCGGAGACUUUCCUGCGCCUGUGAUAGGGUCCCCGCUAUCAAUGGUUGCUGAUUCCGCUGCGGAAGGCAACACCUCAAGCGAAACUUCUGCUCAUGACGACGCUUCUAUGAUAGUAGAGCAGCGCGCCGAAAGCGCUUCCGAGGCUCGCUUUGAAGCGACGAUGCACUCGUUCCUCGUACGCCUAAACAUUUCGCUCGGCAAGCCAGACGCUGCCAUCAAAACCCUCUUCACCUUCUCGAAAUGGUGUGGCAGAGUAGUGCGAAAGGACCAGUCUGUGGUCUUCAAAUACCUUGCCGAUAGGAUCGUAAGCAUCAGGCUUGCUCAAUUUGGCCCCGAGGCGGCUUGCAGCACGCUCCAACAGCUUUCUCGCCUGUCUUUCGGCAAUCUACCCGCCGUUGCCUGGGGCACCACGGCCAGCCAGACGUACCUGGUAUCGCAAGGCGCUCACCAAGACUGGCUACCCACCCUUUUGGAAGACGCAACCACGCUGAGCGAUGCCGCGCUCGAAAGAAUCGUUCGGAAGCUGAUGCAUCUACGAGGUAACACGCUCGGACCACCACGCAUACCUUUCCACAUGGUCAUUGACUUUCUCUCUGUUGUCAACUCUCGCCUGCUGGGUAGGAAGUUCGUCAUCGACCGCUUGGGUCGCACCAUGGGAUUCUGGGACGCGCUUGAUGAUGACUUUGUGAUGUCCCACCUCAGCGAGCUUCAACAGGUCGCUGUUCUCAAGCUAAUCUCCGCCGCGAGAAAGCUGGAAGUGCUUCAGAGGUUCUGGCAUCGCUGGGCGGGCGACGGUCCUGUUCUGGACGAAUACUUUCAGGGCCAGAAGUACGAGGCGCUCAAGCAAGACCAGAGUGCCGUGUCAAGAAGCUCUAGCUGCAUGUCCGCCAUGGUCAAGGCUUUGACGGACCACACAUUACACGAGACGAGUGAAGACGACAUCGCAGGCAUAGAGCGGCUCGCGCUUGCCAAGACUAUCAUUGGGAGAUUUCGAGGUGCAAAUCGACGCGAAACGCUAGGACAUCGGGACUUGACAGCCUUGGGAGAUGCAAGCUUUCGCGUUGGGGACCGUAAGAAUGCUCUAGCUGCCUUUAGGUCUAUCUUGCACCGCGAUGAAACGCCGAGCUCCUACGACUUGGCAGCCAUUAUCGGGAACCUGGCCAUGCUAGACUUGGACUAUGCCUGUGCGCUGCUUCAAAAAACUAUCGCGCGACCUGAUGCGAUGCACCUCACUGAUUUGGAGCGCAAGCAACUUGUCGGCGAGAACAUCGUCUUGGGUGGUCAGCCUAGCUUACACGCCUACGAAGCAGUCUUGACUCAGAUCGUCGAGCAAGUUCGACCGGAUCUCGCCGCAGACUUAGUGAAAAAAGCUCAGGCAAAUGGCAUUGAGCCACACUUGUCCGUGCAAGCCGUCUGUGAGGUCAAGCUACUGCUGGCAUCUACUGAGCACCAAGAUACGGGAAAUCGGACAUCGCUCAAUCAACUGCCUCGUCUCGUUCAACACGCCAUCAAUGUCGGAUGGCGUCCGAAUCGGAGAACCGUCGCUGCUCUGGUUCAAAGGACGGCUACAAUCCCUGCGGGUGGCCUUCAUAGAUCUAGUCCGGGCAACAAUCAACCGAGAGAACGACAGCGCGAGCCAGCAGGAGCCAAUGCCAUGGCUGCCGAGCAGCUUCUACACAUCGCCGCCACACAUCGCCUGAUGGACGUCGAAAUGGCUACCCUUGUUGUUCGCGCUAUUGGUAGCGCUGCGAACCACGCUUUUUCCAAAUUGGCAGAAACAACCUCGAGAUACCUUCAACAGGAACGCAGAAGACUUUUGAGAGCUGCUCUGGAUCGCGUUGUAGCCCUACUGCGGUGGGCGCCUACACCGCCGAAUCAACGUCUGCUGAGAAGCCUGCACGAAGCUGGCGACACGAGCGCUCGAGAUUCGCCAAAUCUCUUGGAGGACUUCAAAGCGUACAGGAACAUUAUCAACGUAUACUUGAAGCUACACGACCCUCAAGGCGCUGUCGAAGUAAUGUCUUGGGUGCGAGACGAGAAUGGUCUCGGCAUCGAUGUCCGCAAGAAUUCGAGAUUCAUUCAGCGCCUGAUCGAAUCCAUCAAGAACAGCAAACAACCUGGGGGGGAUGCUCCUUCAAGGGACACUCAAGAGCGGCUGCUAGCAGAGCUAGCGGGCGACGUUCCUACAAGAAAGACAAAAUCGUGGUGGAACAGAUCGAGGAUUUUGGCUAGGCUGCAAGGAGUGGACGAGAGGAGCGAGUUUUUGGAGAACAACAGGGCCUAUGCACUGUACCCACCUUCCGAUCGACCUUUACGAACCAUGCCAGGGUCCACCCCUCCUAUUCUCUGAUCUACGUCUUCAAGAAUGUCACCUGUAUAGACGGACUCAAUGAUGAUGCUAAUUGGACACA
Molecule: messenger RNA, 3778 nt
Organism: Ceraceosorus guamensis
Lineage: Eukaryota; Fungi; Basidiomycota; Exobasidiomycetes; Ceraceosorales; Ceraceosoraceae
Exons: 1
Coding region: 382-3717 (1111 amino acids)
Source: RefSeq, a predicted model, not a curated record